GAACUUGAAAGGAAAAUUACAAUCAUGGAAAAAGGAAAAGAUAAUGAAAGAGAAAGAGAGAAAUUACAGGAAGCAAACAACUCAUCGAAAAACAGAGACAGCAGCUUGGAUUUGUUUUUCUUCCUAUGCGUGUUUGGCCAGAGGGAAAAACUGAAAGGUUCAGCAACAAUAUGAACCCUUAGCACGUGCAAUGGGCUCAAGCCAAGAAAAUCUAAAGAUCUAUUUGCCCUUAACAUCAUUUUGGGCAUUACAUUCUCCCCACCUUAAGAAAUUCGGUCCCCGAAUUUAAAUAAGUGUGUACCUGAAAGCUGAAACAAGUGAGGACACUUGGCUCGCAUGUCUUCCUCUGACUCCCAAGUAGCCUCUUUAACGGUAUGAUUUCUCCAUAAGACUUUUACACACACAAUCUCUUUUGGUCGUAACUUUCUCACUUGUCUAUCAAUAUUAACCACAGGUUCCUCUUCAUAUGUUAAAUUAUCAUCAAGUUACCUCUUUUGCCAAAAUGCAUCACCCUUUCAUAGGAGAGACUCGAAGAAAAACUUUGUCCCCGACUGUGAACGCUAGAUCUCUUCUCCUCUUAUCCGCAUAAGACUUUUGUCUACUUUGAGCUGUGAGCAAUCUCUGUCUUAUCAACUGGACCUUGUCCAUAGCUUCCUGUACCAAGUCUGGUCCCAACACAUUAGCCUCUCCAACUUCAAACCACCCUAUAGGAGAACGACAUCGCCUACCAUACAAGGCAUCAUACGGUGCCAUCUGAAUACUUGACUAAAAGCUAGUGUUAUUGGAAAAUUCAGCUAAAGUCAAAUAAGCAUCCCAACUUCCUCCUAAAUCAAGAAUGCAAGCUCUCAACAUAUCCUCCAAGAUUUGUAUAGUACGCUCAGACUGUCCGUCUGUUUGUGGAUGAAAAGCAAUAUUAAGAUCUACUCGAGUACCCAAUGCCUCUUGGAAGGAUCUCAAGUGAAUUGUUACCCUCUAUCAGAGAUGAUGGAUAUUGGAACCCCGUGAAAUCGAACAAUUUCAUUCAUAAACAUCUGGGCAUAUUUCACUCCACUAAAUAUAGUCUUUACAGGUAAGCAAUGUGCUGAUUUUGUUAGUCGGUCUACAAUCACCCAUAUAGAGUCAUAACCUCUAAGGGUUCCAUAGUAACUCUUUCCCAUUUCUACUCUGGAAUCUGGAUUUCCUGUAGUAAUCUGUGGGUCGUUGAUUCUCUGGUUUAACCUUUUGACAAGUCAAACAACUAAAAACAAAGUUAGCAAUAUCUUUCUUCAUACCUUCCCAUCAAUACACUUGCUUCAGGUCAUGAUACAUUUUAGUGGAACCAGGGUGUAUAGUGUAUCUGGAGUUGUGAGCUUCCUCGAGAAUAACUCGUCUUAGCCCACCCAUGUCUGGUACACAUAACCGAUUUCCUAGUCGAAGCAUACUGUCACAAUCAACAGUCAUCUUCUUACUUUUACCAGCUAUGACCUCAUCUCGAUAUUUGCAAAGCUGCCCAUCGUCAUAUUGAGUAGCCUUAAUGUGCUCUACUAAUGAAUAUUUGGCUUGCACACAAGCUAGUAAUAUAUCUGAAUUUCCCAUCCCACGCUGAGUCUGACACCUGAGCCUUCAAGUUUUUUGCAUAUCCUUUACCAACUGUCUCUUUUCAGGAGCUAUAUGUGCUAAACUGCCCAUAGAUUUUCUGCCUAAUGCAUCAGCCACAACAUUGGCUUUGAGUAGCUCCAUCUAUCGACACUGUCGAAGGUUUAGAUCUCUCUUCUGAAAAAUAUACUUUAAGCUCUUAUGGUCGGUAUAUAUCUCGCGUGUCUCGCCGUAUAAAUAAUGCCUCAAAAUUUUAAGAGCAAAAAUCACUGCAGCCAUCUCCAAAUCAUGUGUAGGAUAGUUCUUCUCUUGCUUCUUCAGCUGCCUAGAACCAUAGGCAAUAACACGACCAUUUUGCAUAAGAACACAUCCUAAUCCCACUCUCGAAGCAUCACAAUAUACAGUGAAUCUUCCAGAACCCGAUGGUAAGGCUUAUAUUGGUGCUGUUGUCAAGCAUGUUUUGAGUUUCUGGAAGCUUUGCUCACAUUCAUCUGUCCACUGGAACUUCACAUUUUUCUGUGUUAGCUUAGUCAAUUGGUCUGCUAUUCUAGAGAAAUCCUGCACAAAACGCCUAUAGUAACUUGUCAAGCCCAAAAAGCUGCGAAUCUCUGUAGGUGAAGCAGGUCUAGGCCAUUUCUGUACAACUUCUGUCUUUUUGGAAUCCACCUUGAUUCCAUCUUUGGAUACCACAUGCCCAAGAAAUGUUACUGAGUCUAGCCAGAAUUCGCACUUUGAGAACUUAGCAUAAAGCUUAUGUUCUCGCAAUGUUUGUAACACAGUUUUCAGAUGCUCCUCGUGUUCUUCCUAGCUACGAGAGUAUAUCAAGAUGUCAUCAAUGAAAACAACACAAACCUGUGUAGAAACGACCUGAAUACCCUAUUCAUUAGGUCCAUGAAUGCAGUUGGAGCAUUGGUUAACCCGAAAGGCAUCACAAGGAACUCAUGGUGCCCAUAUCAAGCUCUGAAUGCUGUCUUGGAAAUAUCUUCCUCCCUGAUUCUAAGCUGAUGAUAGCCAGACCGAAGAUCAAUCUUUGAAAAGUGGACAGCUCCCUGCAAUUGGUCAAACAAGUCCUCUAUAUGAGGAAUCAUUUUCUGCUCUUUGCAAGGACGUUUUCAACGUUCUGGAUUUCAUGGAGAGGUUAAAGAAUGAAGAAGAUCAAAAUGCUGUUGACGUGGUCGAUCAAAUUGAAAAGCUGAAAUCGGAGCUGGCAUUUAUUUGUACAUACAUCCAGCUUUCUUAUUCCGAUUUGGAGCAGUUUGAAGAUAUAAUGACUGUCAAAGGACAAGAGGUUGAGAAUCUGCUUCAAUCAAUUCUGUAUGAUGUUGACAACAACGUCGGGUGUAAAUACGACAUGCAUCAUGUCCUUGCUAGCCUCAGGGUUAAUAUCAGUCAUUGUAUCAGCUCACAUCAUCAUUGUAAAUCAAGUGCCACCAUGCUUGAGGAGCAGUUGAACUUCCUCCUCCUGAAUCUCCAUCAUCUAUCCAAGUUUCUUGCUGAGCAGAAGUUUCCGUUGGUGAAUCAGUAUGAGAUUCUUCAGAAUGUGUGUGGCAACAUGAAAGAUUUCCAUGGGUUGAUAGUGAAUGGUUGCGUUGAGCACGAGAUUGUUGAAUAUGUCUUACCUCAGUUUCAACUCAUGGCUGAGAGAGUAGGACUCUUUCUUUGGAAUGAUCAAAUUGAUGGAGAGUCUCGACUCUUCAAGCUAGCACAUCUACUCAUGAAGAUUAUUCCAAUUGAGUUGGAGGUUAUGAACAUUUGUUUUACAAAUUUGAAAGCUUCAACUUCAGCAGAAAUUGGACGCUUCAUUAAGAAACUCAUGGAAAUCUCUCCGGACAUUCUUAGAGAUUAUCUGAAUCAUCUACAGGAGCACAUGAUAAAUGUUAUUACCACCACUACUUCAGGAGCUCGAAACAUUCAUGUCAUGAUAGAGUUCCUAUUAAUUAUUCUUUCUGAUAUGCCCAAGGACUUUAUUCAUCAUGACAAAUUAUUUGAUCUUUUGGCUCGUGUUGGAGCACUUACCAGGGAGGUAUCGACUCUUUUUCGUGACUUAGAAGAGAAAUUUAGCAACAAAGAGAGUACUGAUGAAACAAAUUGUGCAACCCUAAAGUUGCUGGAAAAUAUUGAACUCCUCAAGCAAGAUCUAAAACAUGUUUAUCUGAAAGUCCCGGAUUCAUCUCAAUGUUGCUUCCCCAUGAGCGAUGGACCUCUCUUCAUGCAUCUGCUACAGAGACACUUAGAUGAUUUGCUGGAUUCCAAUGUUUAUUCAAUUGCUUUAAUAAAGGAAGAAAUUGGAUUGGUGAAAGAAGGCCUAGAAUCCAUAAGAUCAUUUUUUGUGAAUGUUGAGCAAGAAUGGUAUAAAGAUCUCUGGGCACGUGUUUUAAAUGUGGCAUAUGAGGCAAAAGAUGUAAUUGAUUCAAUAAUUGUUCGAGAUAAUGGUCUCUUACAUCUUAUUUUCUCACUUCCCAUUACCAUAAAGAAGAUCAAGCUUAUUAAAGAAGAGGUCUCCGAUUUACACGAGAAGAUUCCCAAGAACAGAGGUCUCGUUGUUGUAAACUCCCCCAAGAAGCUAGUUGAAAGCGAGUCAUCACCGGCUGGUAAAAUAAUUGUAGGUUUUGAGGAGGAGACAAAUUGGAUUAUGAGGAAGCUCACCAGUGGACCUGCAGAUCUAGAUGUGAUUCCGAUCACUGGUAUGCCGGGUUCGGGUAAAACUACUUUGGCGUACAAAGUAUACAAUGAUAAAUCAAUUUCUAGUCAUUUCGACCUUCGUGCAUGGUGCACAGUCGACCAAGAGUAUGACGAGAAGAAUUUGUUGAAUAAAAUUUUUAAUCAAGUUAAUGGCUCUGAUUCAAAAUCGAAUGAGAAUAUUGAUGUUGCUGAUAAGCUACGGAAACAACUAUAUGGAAAGAGGUAUCUUAUUGUCUUAGAUGACGUGUGGGAUACUACUACAUGGGAUGAAUUAACAAGACCUUUUCCUGUAGUUGAGAAAGGAAGUAGAAUUAUUUUGACAACUCGAGAAAAGGAAGUGGCUUUGCAUGGAAAGCGCAACUCUGCUCCUCUUUACCUUCGAUUGCUAAGACCAGAAGAAAGUUGGGAGUUAUUAGAGAAAAGGGCAUUUGGAAACGAGAGUUGCCCUGAUGAUUUGUUGGAUGUUGGUAAAGAAAUAGCCCAAAAUUGUAAAGGGCUUCCUUUGGUGGCUGAUCUGAUUGCUGGAGUUGUAGCAAGGAAGGAAAAGAAAAAAACUGUGUGGCUUGAAGUUCGAAAUAAUUUGAGUUCCUUUAUUUUGAACAGUGAAGUGGAAGUGAUGAAGGUUAUAGAAUUAAGCUAUGACCAUUUACCACAUCACCUCAAGCCAUGCUUUCUUUACCUUGCAAGAUAUCCGAAGGACACUCCAAUGAUAAUCUCUGUGUUGAAAAAUUUAUGGCGUGCUGAAGGACUUGUGGAACAGACACAGAUGAACAGUGUGGAAGAAGUGAUGGAUGUUUAUUUGGAUAACUUAACUUCCAGUAGCUUGGUAAUUCCUUUCAAUGAGAUAGGUGAUGACCCGACUCUUUUACUUCAUGAUCUUGUGCAUGACUUUUGUUUGAUAAAAGCAAGAAAGGAAAAGCUGUUUGACUGGAUAAGUUCAAGUGCUCCAUCUUCUUCAGAUUUGAUGCCACGUAUAGUGACCAUUGAUUAUAACUUUGAGUUAUUGGAGCGUAACGAUUUGGUUCUGUUCGAUUCAAAUAAGAAAAGCCAUUCUGGUAAACACCUCUAUUCUUUGAGGAUAAAUGGAGACAAGCUGUACGACCGUCUUUCUGAUACAUUUCACCUAAGACACUUGAGGCUUCUUAGAGUGUUGGUACUGGAUACCUUUUUAAUGAAGGUGAAAGAUUCUUUGCUGAAUGAAAUAUGCAUGUUGAAUCAUUUGAGGUUCUUAUGUAUUGGGACAGAAGUUAAAUCUCUGCCUUUGUCGUUCUCAAACCUCUGGAAUCUAGAAAUCCUGUCGGUGUAUAAUGAAAAAUCAAGCUUGGUACUAUUACCGAGAAUUUGGAAUCUUGUAAAGUUGCAAGUGCUGGCCACGCCUUCUUGUUCUUUUUUUGAUUUGGAUGUAGAUGAAUCAAUACUGAUAGCAGAGGACACAAAGUUAGAGAGCUUGAGAGAGUUAGGGAAUCUCAAGCUUUCCUAUUCAAAAGACACACAGGAUAUUUUUGAAAGGUUUCCCAAUCUUCAAUUCCUUGCAUUUGAUCUCAAGGAAUCAUGGGAUUAUUCAACAGAGCAAUAUUGGUUCCCGAAAUUGGAUUUCCUAACUGAACUAGAAGAUCUCAAAGUAAUUUUUGAAAGUUCAAACACAAAUGACAAUUCGCCCUCUGUAGCAACAAACCAGCCAUGGGAUUUUCACUUCCCUUCAAGUUUGAAAGAAUUGUCGUUGUUUGACUUUCCUUUGACAUCCGAUUCACUAUCAACAAUAGCGAGACUCCCUAACCUUGAACAGUUGCUCCUUCAUUAUACAAUCAUCCAAGGGGGAGAAUGGAACAUGGGUGAGGAAGACACCUUUGAGAAUCUCAAAUUUUUGAACUUGCAUGCAGUGACUCUUGCCAAGUGGGAGGUUGGAGAGGAAUCCUUUCCCGUUCUUGAGAAAUUAGUACUGUGGGGCUGUUCUGAACUUGAGGAGAUUCCACCUUGUUUUGGUGAUAUUUAUUCAUUAAAAAUUAUCAAAGUUGAAUAUAACCGUCAACUUAAAGAUUCCGCUAUGAUGAUUAAGCAAUAUGUUGAAGAUACUACUGGAGAAGACAAGCUUCAGGUCUUGUGAAAAUAUGUGAGUACAAAUGAAUUUAUUCUAUAUCUCAGUUUUUUCAAGUUGUUGUAAAUCUUUAAAGAUAUACAUUUGUAGUUGAGGUCUGCUAUACAACAUUUGUACUUAUACAUUUUGCUUUCAGUAGCCAUCCUCUCUGAUGUCAGAACACUGCUGCCUGACCAACGAAAUAAGGAGAAGAAUGUCUAUAAGUGUGUUUGAAGAAAGUCUCAAUUGAACUAUUUGUGAAUAUUAUGUAUAAAAAUUGACUAUAAUUUUUUUUAAAAAGUUGGAGAUUUCUUUCUGUCUAGUUUUUGAAGGAUACAGUUAUUUGACAAGUGAGGUAUGUAAAAUAGUAUUUUUAGGGAUGGAGGGAUUUGAACCCUCACGAUUUUUAAGUCAACGAAUUUUUCUCCUAAUAUAAAUUUCAUUGU
Molecule: messenger RNA, 6777 nt
Organism: Solanum dulcamara
Lineage: Eukaryota; Viridiplantae; Streptophyta; Magnoliopsida; Solanales; Solanaceae
Product: putative late blight resistance protein homolog R1A-3
Exons: 3
Coding region: 2705-6361 (1218 amino acids)
Biological process (GO): defense response to other organism
Molecular function (GO): ADP binding
Source: RefSeq, a predicted model, not a curated record